GAGGCCUCACAAAUCUUCAACUUCUUCCUCAUGUCUCAGUCUCAAAACCCUAAAUUCCAGUCUCUCCCCCUCGGAACCAUGUCUCAAGAUGCUUCUGUGGACCGAAGAAAACGGACCCAAGCGCCCAUCUCUGGAAACGCUGACGGAAACAGGAACGGGAACGGAUAUGCAAACGGCGUCGUAGAGGAUGAUGAGCUUAGGCUGAGGCUGCGCCCAAACGAGAAUCACAAGCCGGAGAGCUACGCGGACUUGCAAUUGGAUUUCAGCCCGCUCCUCUUCAGCUCGCUUGAGCAGUACUUGCCAUUCAACAUGCUCAACCUGUCACGUGAGCUCAAGCUUCAAUACAUGCGCCACAUUCUGCUCCGUUACUCGCCCGAGGGCGAACGCACUCGUGAAGAAUGUACUGCUUGCAAUUUCGACUAUCAGGAAAGGACAGUGCUAGUGUUAGAAACUACCUUGCUCAAAUCAUUCUAUGCGUGGACCACAACUCGCACCAUCUAUCAUGUUUCUUCCUUCCAAGAUUUUGUUCAAAGGCAUAGAGAAUACAAGAAGAUGAUAAUGUUAAAUUAUCCGCCUCUUCACAAGGAACUGUAUACUAUGGAUGCUGCAAAAUUCUUUGUCCCCUCAUUUCUCAAAGCAAUCAAUGACAAUACAGAGGAGAGUUUUAGAAGCAUAAUGACCGAAUCCUCUCCAGGAGUUUAUACAUUUGAAAUGCUUCAGCCUCAUUUUUGUGAAUUGUUGCUGUCUGAGGUAGACAAUUUUGAAAGAUGGGUCCAUGAGACAAAAUUCAGAAUCAUGCGACCUAACACAAUGAACAAUUAUGGUGCUGUUCUUGAUGACUUUGGACUGGAAACCAUGCUGGACAAGUUGAUGGAGGACUUUAUAUGUCCUAUAUCUGGAGUUUUCUUUCCUGAAGUUGGUGGAUCCACUCUGGAUUCGCAUCAUGGUUUUGUGGUCGAAUAUGGAAUGGAUAGAGAUGUUGAACUUGGUUUCCAUGUGGAUGACUCCGAAGUCACAUUGAAUGUUUGCUUGGGCGAGCAAUUUGGUGGUGGAGAUUUAUUCUUUCGAGGUGUUCGAUGCGAUAAACACGUGCACUCAGGAACCCAAUCAGAGGAGAUCUUUGAUUACUCCCAUGUUCCGGGGCGUGCUGUUCUUCAUCGUGGUCGCCAUCGGCAUGGUGCCAGAGCCACAACAUCUGGGCAACGGGUCAACUUACUUUUGUGGUGCAGAAGUUCGGUCUUCAGAGAGCUGAAAAAAUAUAAAAAAGAAUUCUCUAGCUGGUGUGGAGAGUGCCAACGUGAAAAGAAAGAGAGGCAGCGUAUUGCAGUUGGUGCUACAAAACUGGAAUUAUUCAAGAGGUUACAAAAAUCCACUUCAUGAGCUUGUUUCACGUGCAAGUUAUAUACCUUUGAAGUUGUAAAUGAGCAGAAUCUGAUCCUAACCAACACAUGGGAGCAUUUUUUGUUGGUUAUAUAUAUAAAAUUUGCAUAGGUUUAUGUUGGUAAUGGGAUGUCUUUCUGUGCUUUGUUGCUAAAAUACAUUUUGGGUAGGCCUUUGUUGGCAAUAUUUGAAGGGUAGCUGUACAUUCAGAUCAGGUCAAUUGCAAUGCUGAGACACUGCUAAUGCGAUGAUUCUCUUGUGUGCUUGAACGGCA
This is a messenger RNA of Carya illinoinensis, 1654 nucleotides long. Its product is annotated as 2-oxoglutarate and iron-dependent oxygenase domain-containing protein CP2-like. The transcript is spliced from 10 exons. Gene Ontology annotation, molecular function: L-ascorbic acid binding; oxidoreductase activity, acting on paired donors, with incorporation or reduction of molecular oxygen; iron ion binding. Lineage: Eukaryota; Viridiplantae; Streptophyta; Magnoliopsida; Fagales; Juglandaceae. The coding region runs from base 31 to 1380 and encodes 449 amino acids. The record is from RefSeq and is a predicted model, not a curated record.